GGAAGAUCGUGGUCUAUAAGGUAGGCGCUUCUCUUGCGCCGUCUUAUCCGUUGUCGUUGCAGUAGCAGUUGUCUGUAAACAUCACAACUCGCCAGAAAGGGAACAUGAAGUGAUCUGGUUGAAAAUACUAGUAAAAUAAAAGACAAACGCCUUUGCAGCGGAGUAAGUAGAUGAAUAACCGCAACCAAUAACGAUGACAAAUCCGUCCAGCGACCUUCUCCAGAACAAAUCCCCGGCCGCACCACCCGCAGAGCCUCCGACUGGUUUGAAAGUGGUGACGCAGCGUGUGGUUUCCGGGCGGUUACUCGUCGACGCGGACAAAGAUGUGUGGGCGAGCUUUAACCGCGGACUGAUCCUCCAUGUCUCCUUCACGAAGUUCUUCAGCAUCAUGAAGAGUAGUACAGCUGAGAAUGAGAAACAAGAAGCAGACGAAGAAACCUCAAAGGAAUUUACCCAUUUGAAGAAGAUUUGCAAAUCGCUGCUCACCGCGAGUUUGUCCAGUACCAAUGCGUGGGAAAAGGACCACUCAGACGCCAAAUCGGUCGUCGACUUGUGCAAGCAGGGGCAAGACCAGUGCCUGGUGUUGAUCCCGCAGGCCUCGCUGACGGCGAAGCUGAUAUGAACUGCAAAAGUAUCGUACUCGUAUAGAUGCAUUACAAAUUAUUUUCUCAGCAUGAGAAAUAAAAUUUGCAAUGCGGAUUUACCUUAAGAAAAAGAUGUGUAAUGCAUGACUGCAAUUACUACGGUACGAGUACGAUACUUCUGCACAGGAUAGCUGAACCCGGGCGACAAAACGCUGAAGUACCACUCGCAGUGCGGCAAAGAAGAGGCGGAGGUUUUGUAUCGCUUGUUCCGGAAAGCGCUGGCAGCGGUGGUCGUGGAGCAACUGUGUUGUGGAGCAGCUGUAUCUGGUAGUGGCUGUAGUACAACGGCGGGACGACACAAGGACAAGCCAGGCAAAUUUCGGCCCGAUGGUCGUAUGAUUGGGAUUGGCGGAAAAAGCCAGAGCAACGACGAGAGAGUAAAUUUGCCACCUCCCGAGGAAUUUUUCAGAAGUGGCGAGUACCGCAAUUGGGAACAGCAGCAUAUCAACUGCAAAUGUGUCUGCUGGGUCUGGAACAAUACAAACUUCUCAUGCAUUUCAUAUUUUCCAUGCGGCAUGCCCCAUGAGGUUUGGAAUGCAGAACCUAGCAUGACAGGUUCUCUGACGUCUCUAUGAUGCCUAACCUGCAUGACAAUCUGCCUCGAAAUUUGUUCAAAAGUGGACAGCUUUUGGUAGUCAUGCAACACAAAUUGUUGCCCGAUCCAGAGGACUUUCUUAGCACGACAAGUUCGCGUCCUCCCAGACCCAGACAUAUUUGCAAUGCAUACAGCAGCAGGACGAAUCUACUGCUGCCAACCAAGAACACGAGUUCUCCACCUUCGAUGACUCCGGUUUUCCAGUGACAGCCGCGGCAACGGGUGAGCCCGUGGCAAAGUCACGGCGGAAGAAGCUUGAGAAAAUGUGGGCCAAGUACAAGCAAAAGUACGAGCAGAAGAAUGUAGCGACGACCCGCCAGGCUCCUACUUCUACGCAGCAGACCCAGACGGAGAGGACCUCCGGAGGGUCUACUUCACAAAUUGUUGACGAAAGAGUAGGCCAAAAGAAUGUUGGCAACGUCGCAAGCGAUACGGGAAAUAAAGGAGCGGCGAAUAUCAAACAGCUUCCAGCAGAAGAGAUUUCCACCAAAUCAAGCACCACCGCCCCCCAGGAGCAGCUAGCACAUCCGGAGAAGCCUUCUACUGAAUUGCAACAGAAAGGAACCGACGGCCCGACCGAUAGUACACUGCGACCCUGCGUCCUUGAAACCGCCAAGCCUUCCGACCCGGCGUUUCGCCUUCCAACGAUUGUCACGGGCACCUUUGGUGGCCGCCAGGGUUUGGAGCUUUGCACCGGGGGGCCCUUCACUCACAGCUUCAACUUUCCGCCGCCCGCUGGGAGUGGGGGUUGACGUUGACUUUGGUACAAACAGGAUUGGAGGCCGGAAUACUUCGGCGUGUUUAAUCGAAAGUUGGUACACAGGGGCAGCACUCAACCACUCCACGCCUUUCACCUGAAAAGAAUUUGUUUUCGCAAUUUUUUUGGAGACGAUGACGACCGCCAAUUGCAGCUCUUCAGCAGCUGAAUGGCUUAAGCGGCUGAAGACGUGCUGGAAUGUCCUCCAUAGAAAAAAGAUAACGAAGAUAAGCGAGGAUGCGCAAAAAAUCAUCUUUUGUCGAAAGAUGUGAGCUAUUUGCUUUUUCUUUCGUGUUCGAGGAACCAAGAAGCGGUCCUUUGAAAAGGCAGCUCACUACGUUUUUGUUGUUGUUCAAACAGCAAAGGCAAAU
Molecule: messenger RNA, 2367 nt
Organism: Amoebophrya sp. A120
Lineage: Eukaryota; Dinophyceae; Syndiniales; Amoebophryaceae
Source: the annotation of a GenBank genome assembly